CCGCCGGUGCGUGCUCUGUAUGUCAGCCUUUUUAAGGUGGUGUGGCUUGCAGCCCCUGACUGGGCGGCACGUUCAGUUUGCAAAAGGCCUCGCUUCUAAUUGUGUCCCGGGUUUAGAGUGUUCACAAGUGCAAGUGAUGCUGCCCACUGAGGAAACGCCCUUUGUCGCCGUGGCCUCCUCGCCUCGCCCUUUUCCCUCGGCCUGCCUUGCUCGGCGGGUCCUAUUCCCGCGCUCCUGCGUCGCCGCCGCCCAGCAGCAGGUUUUGCGAGCUGCCUGGGAAAGCUGAGCCGAGGCGCGCAGACAAACAAGAGAUGAAGAUUCACAUUAGCGUAAUUGCCACGGCGGGUCCCCCCGAGGCGGGCUUCUCUUCUUGGAAACCCAGCCCGGGGGCUUCCGGGCUCAAUUUCAGCCCUGGAGACGGGCUUUGCGUUUCCCCGCAAGGAGGGGACCGCCACCCGUCGCCCCUCGCAAGCUGCAGCAACAGGGAACUAGUCCUCAUUGAGCACGAGCCUGCAAAUGACCCCAAGCUGUCAGCUGCCUCAGCAUCCGUUGCCACCUUUCUCUCUUCUGAGCCCCCCACAACUCUUUUUCCAGCAGUGGGAGGCACUGACCUCUGGGAAAGGUCAUAUUCUUCCUCAUCCCCUGGAAAAAUGAGGAUUCAAUGUGACAUUUGUGGAGGCCCUGAGGAAUCCAGGCUUUCAAGCACAUGAACUGCAAGCAGGUACCAGCACCUCUUAGGAACGGGGGACUGGAGAGUGCUCCCCUCCCUGCCCCCCUGGGGGAAAAUCCCACUCUUCCCAGGCUGGCUUGCAUCAGGGAGCAUCUGAGCAAGGCUCCAGCUGAAGGGUCAUGAGUGAAACCCAGGAUCUGCUUGGCUGUGACCGAAGGAAGCAUUGAAAUCGCAGGCCCCCGCUGUGCAGGGAGUGAUGCUUAUUCUGUUCCAUGUCAUGAUCACCCCACUGCUCUGUGUCAUCCGUGCUGCCCCCCUUCCCAACACCAGUGCUCUCCACAACAUGACUGAUGGCGUCUGGGCUGAAGCCUCCCUCCAUGACUGGGACCUCAUCUCUCCACGCGUCACCCUUUCCAGCCACGAGCCUGCAGAGCCUCCCUUGCUUUUCCUCAUGGAGGACUCCAGCGCCCAGCCCGGGCAGGCUGCUAACAGGACACUGAAAUCGAAGCGCUCUCUGGACGGGGCCAUACGGCGGGGAGAGAUGUCCGUGUGCGACAGCGUCAAUGUCUGGGUGACAGACAAGCGUACGGCUGUGGACAUCCGCGGCAAGACUGUGACGGUGCUCUCUGAGGUCCAGACACUUACAGGCCCACUUAAGCAGUAUUUCUUUGAGACCAAGUGUAAUCCGGCUGGAGGCACGGUGGGUGGCUGCCGAGGGGUCGACCGACGCCACUGGAUCUCUGAGUGCAAGGCGAAACAAUCCUACGUGCGGGCGCUCACUAUGGAUUCUGACAAGAUUGUGGCCUGGCGCUGGAUCCGGAUUGACACCUCAUGUGUCUGCACCCUGCUCACCCGCACUGGCCGGACGUAGGGAGUAAAGGGUUGUAGUCCAUGUUUUCAGGGUGGGCUGGCUGAGGCACGGCUGCCUCCCGUGCACCAGGGCAUGGGACAAGUUCAGUCAUGGACUGGCGUGAUCACAGCAUGGUUUCCCGUGAAACAAGGAGAGUGAGUGUGUGUGUGUGAGUGUGUGUGUGGUGUUCCCACUGACCAGAAAGAAAGGGUCAUGGGUCCUGCUGAUUGACAGACCCCCCCCCCCCCCGUGGGGCCCCACAGGUGCCUCAACCAAGCCGGCGUUCCACACCAACAAAAUACAUAACAGUGACUCUAGGGUGCGGUCACUUGCUGACUGGGAGAGGUGAUGAUGCUAUGCGUCAUUCAUAGGGUUGGGAAAGUGAACUUUAAGCAUUGCUGGGAGUUGGUCAGGCAGCGGCCUUUAUGGACUCAAGGGAAGCAACCUCCAGGCUGGGUGAGGAGUGGGGGUGGCCCCAAAGUCCUUAAUGGGUCACGAGUUGUCAGAGGGGCACGUGUGGUUACCACAUGUGACCAGGGUUCCAUUGCAGAGCCUCUUGCUUAAGAGCCUCCGGGGGCGGGGGGCGCUGGCUUUAACUGCCUUUUCUCACAAAACCUCCCUCUUCAGCUCUACAACACACAGCGGAGCCCCUCGGGAUCAUUUCCACCUCAGUGUAUCACCCAAGGAUUUGACAUGAUUAUCAAAAGCCAUCCUGGAGAUUUUAAUGGUUUGAUACUGGGGGAAAUGUGGGGUGGGGAGGGGGCAGAAUAUCCAGGAAUAGCUUCAGUCAGAGCUGGCAGCCCUAACCACAGAGUGCCCCCUUGAAAGCACACCACAUGCCCUUCUGACUGCAUGUUGGAGGGGAAGCUGACUCACUGAGGGAAGGUUGUGUCUGUUCAUCAAAUAACACUUGGUAUGCUUCCGAGAAAUCACAGUGUUCUUGGAAACAGAGUUUCAAAACCACUGCGCCAGGUGUACGUUUACACCUGGAAUCCCCCUUCGUUCCUUCCUGACACGAUGGCUUUUCUUUCUCUUCAUAUUUAUUUGCCUCCCUUCCCUCCAGCUACAGUCUGUGUCUGACCCUAUCCUGCCAUUUUAAUUAUUAACUUAUUUGUGUAUGUUACUUUCUGUGGGGAAUAAUUUCUAGAAAAUUGUGUGUGUGUGGAGGAGGUGGAUUAAAAA
This is a messenger RNA of Hemicordylus capensis (graceful crag lizard), 2702 nucleotides long. It is a transcript of the gene NTF4, whose product is annotated as neurotrophin 4. Gene Ontology annotation, biological process: nerve development; negative regulation of neuron apoptotic process; cell surface receptor protein tyrosine kinase signaling pathway. Bases 927 to 1541 code for a protein of 204 amino acids. The transcript is spliced from 3 exons. The record is from RefSeq and is a predicted model, not a curated record. NCBI's taxonomy places the organism in Eukaryota, Metazoa, Chordata, Lepidosauria, Squamata, Cordylidae. Gene Ontology annotation, molecular function: growth factor activity; nerve growth factor receptor binding.